AUGCCCUACUACUUGAAGCCCUGUUUUCUUUAUUUUGGAGCUUUUCCUGAAGACGAUGAAAUCUAUGUCCCCCGAUUGAUUCAGUUGUGGAUAGCAGAAGGAUUUGUGCAGAGAAGAGGAGAAGAAGAAAUGGAGGAUGUUGCGGAGGAUUACCUAGAUGAGCUCAUCAGUAGAAGCAUGAUUCAGGUGGGGAGCAGGAGGAGCAAUGGAACGGUUUUUAUAUGCCGUAUUCAUGAUCUUCUACGAGACCUCUCAAUAUCAGAAGCGAAGGAGGAGAGAUUUCUGGAAGUGCAUGGGAACAUGGCGCCUGAAUUACCUACAAAGGCACGCGGACUUGCAGUUACUUGUGGUGACAUCAAUAAGUCCAUCUCUCUUAACUGCUCCACUCCACAACUACGCUCUUUGUUGCGCUUCAGUAGAGAGGAUCAAAUGCUGGAGAAACCGCAGUUGAAAAUCAUCUGGGGAGCUUUCAAAUUGCUCAGGGUGAUGGAUCUCCGUCGGGUACGCAUCUCUAGUCUCCCUGAUGAAAUAGGGUAUCUAAUCCACUUGAGGUACCUAUGUCUCAUCAGGACAAGGUUGGAAAGGCUACCAUCCACCAUAACUCGCCUCUCCAAUUUACGGACUCUCGAUCUACGAGGUACAAAUGUCCACAUGCUACCAGAUGAUAUUUGGAAGAUGGAACAGAUAAGGCACCUACAUCUAUUAACUACGGCAAGACUUCCUGUUCAAAUCAGCAACGUCAUGCAAAUCCAUCGCGUAAGCAAUCUCCAGACUCUAAAAUAUGUAAAGGAGGGCAGCUGGAUAGAAGAUGGAUUGGAGAAACUAACCAAUUUGAGAGAUUUGGGAAUAGAGGGAGAUCUCAAAAUGGCAUUGUCCCGUUCCAUUACUAAACUGGCAAGCCUCAGAUCAUUGCGGCUAGAGGCAAGUCCUAAUUGCUCGAUUCCAGCGUUUCCAUCCUUUUCAAAUCAUCAUCAUCUAUUUUACAUGAAUUUGGUCGGACCCUUUGAGAAAUUACCGGAUGUGCAUGAGUUCCCACCUAACCUCACAGAGCUAUUCUUGAGGGGGUCCCAAUUAGAGCAUGACCAGAUUGGAACGCUGGAGAUGCUGCCGAACCUUCGGAGACUCUGUUUAUUAUCCAAAUCAUACAUAGGAAAGGAAAUGGUUUGCUCCGUCGGAGGGUUUCCACUGCUCGACUAUUUAUAUAUUUAUGAUUUGGAUGAAUUAGAGGAAUGGAUAGUGGAGGAAGGGGCGAUGCCGAAUCUUAGACGUUUAGAGAUUAAUAAAUGCAGAAGAUUGAAGAUGCUUCCUGAUGGAUUGCGACAUAUCAGCACCCUUCAAGAUUUGCAGUUAAGAAGCAUGCCGGAAGGAUUCAUAGAAAGGGUGCGAAAAGACGAUGGAGAGGACUGGUUUAAGAUCCAACACGUACCCGCGCUCACCAUCAACCCGUAG
Molecule: messenger RNA, 1449 nt
Organism: Magnolia sinica
Lineage: Eukaryota; Viridiplantae; Streptophyta; Magnoliopsida; Magnoliales; Magnoliaceae
Product: probable disease resistance RPP8-like protein 4
Exons: 1
Coding region: 1-1449 (482 amino acids)
Biological process (GO): defense response to other organism
Source: RefSeq, a predicted model, not a curated record